GAUUUUAUUCCGAAACCCACAUCCCCACUUGCUAUCUGAACAGUGUUUGUGGCUUUCCGAAGCGAACUCGGAAAAUUCUGAUUAUGAAUUCAGUGCGGUUUCCAGGGCUUUGCACACGAACAAGUUUGUUUUGGAAUUUAUUUAGAAAGUUGACUUGGGACUCCACAUUUCCAGUUCCAAAGUUGCUUCAGCCAUGUGAAGGCCACAACAAGUUAAAGAGAGUUAUAAAAAUAUAGAAAUAUUAUAACCAAAAGGAUAUCAAAGCACUGCUUUUUUAGAUAAAAGGAUAGAUUCUUCUGAACUUCAAAAAUGCUGAACCGUUUGUUAAAAAAAAUUAAAAGUUCCAGAGGAUUAAAGUCGCAAGCUCUUAAGGAUGGAAAAAAGCUGAGCAAGGGCAAUUGCAAAUGCGAGCCAUCAGCCUGCAAAUGUGGAAAACGGCGACAGCGACAGCAACAAUUGAAAAUGUUUGUGUCGCAACUUAGGAGACGCGAUAACGUAUCAAGUGUAAUAUUGUUUUAGUACCAGAGUACGCCUCAGAAAACACAAAUAAAACAUUAUCUACAAAGUA
Messenger RNA from Drosophila yakuba, 568 nucleotides. RefSeq lists its product as uncharacterized. Bases 310 to 519 code for a protein of 69 amino acids. The transcript has 2 exons. NCBI's taxonomy places the organism in Eukaryota, Metazoa, Arthropoda, Insecta, Diptera, Drosophilidae. The record is from RefSeq and is a predicted model, not a curated record.